GCACCCUUAUUAUAUAUAUUUUGUCUUCCAGAUAAAAACAGACAUUUCAAUGAAUUAUUGUCUUCUAAUGGCCACCGUAUGGAAAACAUGACGGCAGAUUUACGAAAUUACCGUUCUCUGGCGGAGAGCCACAGAAAAUCACUGGAAGAGAAAAAAGAUUAUGUACAUGGUCUUCAACGGAAUAUGGAUAAGCUUACUUACGAAAAUGAAAAAUUAAAAGAAGAACGUGACAGAUAUCACCAAGAGAGCUUUGAAUUAAAAGACAGAUGCCAAGGUUUGACCGAGGAGCUAGAACAGUCAAGAAAUGAAAGCAGAGAACUGAGGGAACAAGCCGAAGCUGCUGAUGGUACAAGUGAAAAUAGAUCAUUCCCAAAUCAAGGCCAUUUUCCAAAUCUUUUCACAAGUACUCCAGCAGGUCCUCCGAACGUGAGUUUUCAAGGUCCAGGAUUUUUUGCACAUGGAACUGGUAUCCCUGGAUCCCGAAGAAACUAGACGCAGAUGUGAAAUACUGUAUCUCUUGGUUGUCUCCCUGUAUAAUCUGGCUUUACAAAAAUUUAUUAUCGCUUGAGUGUGUACAAUGAAC
This is a messenger RNA of Saccostrea cuccullata (small rock oyster), 583 nucleotides long. RefSeq lists its product as uncharacterized. The transcript is spliced from 6 exons. The record is from RefSeq and is a predicted model, not a curated record. Bases 79 to 492 code for a protein of 137 amino acids. Lineage: Eukaryota; Metazoa; Mollusca; Bivalvia; Ostreida; Ostreidae.